Messenger RNA from Polyodon spathula (Mississippi paddlefish), 796 nucleotides. Its product is annotated as cytochrome b-c1 complex subunit 10-like. Bases 475 to 645 code for a protein of 56 amino acids. Gene Ontology annotation, biological process: mitochondrial electron transport, ubiquinol to cytochrome c. NCBI's taxonomy places the organism in Eukaryota, Metazoa, Chordata, Actinopteri, Acipenseriformes, Polyodontidae. The record is from RefSeq and is a predicted model, not a curated record. The transcript is spliced from 3 exons. Gene Ontology annotation, cellular component: mitochondrial inner membrane.
AAGGAGUGCACGUACUAAUACACGUGUUUUGUUUAAAUAAUAAAAACAGAGCCCGUUCGCCCUGAAUAAGAGCUUUGUCUUCUCGCUGCAGCCGAGGGCGCUCGCAGUGUGGUGUUGGAGGUUGGUUGCGAGUCCUUCACAGGAGAAACAGCAGCCUGUCUCGUACACGCGUGUUUGCUUAGUCUGGGGUUCAACAAAGUGGUUGAAAAACGAAAAGGACCCCGCCGUAUAUUUUGUCCGAACAACCGCAUGCCUGAAAAUCAGGCAUUUACCGACAGCAGUUAGAUAGAAAGGGGAAUAAAUAACAAGCCAAUCGAAUACAAGCGUGCUCGACCAGACUAAUAAUAAACAUGUAAAGAAAGGGAUUUAUACAGGCUCCGCGUCGGGCGAACGAAUGUCUUUGUGGUGUCCUGACGCACCUGUUUAAGCGCUGCGCAGGUGUGGACGGAAGGUCAGGUGAAGGCUGGAGGGACGAUGCUGGGGAAAGUGAUCGGGCCGAAAUACGUGCAGCUCGCCAAGACCUGGGUCCCCACGCUGUCUGCCUGGGCUGCGGUGGGUGGGGUCACGCUGGUCUAUGCCACUGACUGGCGGGUGAUUCUCGACUAUGUGCCCUACAUCAACAGCAAGUUCAAGAAGGACGAGUAGCCAUGGCGAUGCUGUAGGGGUCGCUGCCAGAGGGGACCUUGGCUUGGACUUCACCGACAUCCAGGACUGCAGAGCGAUUAUUAAUUUUAUUUUUUUUGGCUUUUGUUUUAAUGGGUUUUUAUUUAUGUGAUUUAAUAAAAUAAAGGUUUCA